UACCAUUAACAAAAUGUUUUGAAUAAAUACGAGCAUUUUUCAGAAACGUUUCAGUUAAAUCUCUCCUUUUGAGGCAUUUAAUCCACAGAUUUCGUCGUUCCUUUUUAAGCUCGUUUAGACGAUUCCCUAGAUCUCUUAAUGCUGCUGGGAUCCUGAAAAACCUUUCUUUAUCUCUUUCCGCUCUACUAGAGCACCCAACAACGCAGCAAAAAGAAGGCAUCUUCACAAAAUAGAUUGAAAAUUCUUGGUUUAAAAUUGAAUCAGGUUAUGUUUGGCUUUUGUGUGCCCCCCAAGCUAAUAUGGCGGAUCGGUUAUGACAUUAACCUGGAAUGCCUAAUCAGUGGACUGAAAAGAAUAUCGGAACGGCGUCCAGUAAUUCAGUACUGACAGUUGAUAUCGGAACAUAGCCCCUAUUAUAUCAUUCAUAACCAUAACAGGAACAGCUGUUUAAGAGACCAACUUCAAACAAAUUCAAUUUACACUGAGACUGGGACUCUGGGAGAUCUGUAAAAUUGGAUCGUUCCUUUUAUUAUUUGCACAUAGGUAAAGAGCACCCCAAGAAGCAACCAUUUUUGUAGUUGCCAAGGAGAAGGUGGCUUGUUGCUGUUGGAAAGUAAUCUUUUCUGGAUUAUUUUUGAUGCUUGAAUGAUCUCGUGGAAAUUUCUUAAACCAUGUCUGAAAAUAUUGAAAUCAGAACGAUUAUCAGCAACCGAAAUUUAACUCAAGUUUCUGAUACUCCUGUGACAGACCCUGCAGCUGGAGCCAAGCGUUUGGAGGGGAGUAACGCAUUCGUCUGUCAAAGGUCUAAGUUGGAAACUAAAACCAGCGCGUUGAAAAAAUCUAGCAGAUACAGAAGCAGAUCUCUUUCGGCCAGCUCAACUGAUUCAUAUAGCUCCGCUUCUUGCACAGGUAGCUCUAGCGAUGAUGACGACAUAUCGCCAAGGGAAAAGGUACAAACGAACUUGUCUGGCAGUUCCGACUUUUGUGUGAGAAAUAUUAGUCAACAUGCUUUUGGGCGACGUGAAAUAGAAAUUGCUGAACAAGAGAUGCCUGGUAUUAUGGCAUUACGAAAAAGAGCUGCAGACGAUAAACCGUUGAAAAAUGCAAAAAUUGUAGGAUGCACCCAUAUAAAUGCUCAGACGGCUGUUUUAAUAGAGACUUUGGCGGCUUUGGGAGCUAGUUUACGUUGGGCUGCUUGUAACAUCUAUUCCACACAGAAUGAAGUAGCAGCAGCCUUAGCUGAAGCUGGAUUUUGUGUAUUUGCGUGGCGGGGUGAAACUGAAGAAGAUUUUUGGUGGUGCAUAGAUAAGUGUGUAAGCGCUGAUUCCUGGCAGCCUAAUAUGAUUUUGGACGACGGGGGCGACGCAACUCAUCUUAUGCUUAAAAAAUAUCCUGCUAUGUUUAAAAUGAUUAAAGGAAUAGUAGAAGAAAGUGUCACGGGCGUCCAUCGUUUAUACCAACUCUCUAAAGGAGGAAAAUUAACAGUACCUGCGAUGAACGUGAACGAUUCAGUUACCAAAACAAAAUAUGACAAUCUCUAUAGUUGCAGAGAGUCGAUAAUUGAUAGUUUAAAAAGAUCCACAGAUGUAAUGUUUGGAGGAAAGCAAGUCGUUAUUUGUGGCUACGGAGAAGUCGGAAAAGGUUGUAGUCAAGCUUUGAAAGGCUUUGGAUGUGUUGUAUAUGUGACAGAAAUCGAUCCUAUUUGUGCUUUACAAGCCAGCAUGGAUGGAUAUCGUGUAGUUAAACUAAAUGAAGUAAUCCGUAACGUGGAUAUAGUUAUAACUGCUACAGGCAAUAAAAAUGUAGUUAUGAGAGAACAUAUGGAUAAAAUGAAAAAUGGAUGUAUUGUAUGCAAUAUGGGACACUCGAAUACUGAAAUCGAUAUUAAUAGUCUAAGAACUCCAGAUCUAACUUGGGAAAAAGUAAGAUCACAAGUAGACCAUGUUAUCUGGCCAGAUGGCAAAAGGAUAAUCUUAUUGGCGGAAGGAAGACUUGUUAAUUUGAGUUGUUCCAGCUUGCCAUCAUUCGUUGUUUCAAUUACUUCGGCUACCCAAGCUUUAGCGCUUAUUGAACUUUUCAAUGCACCUCCUGGGCGGUAUAAAUCUGAUGUGUAUCUACUUCCCAAAAAAAUGGACGAGUAUGUUGCCAGUCUUCAUCUACCAACCUUUGAUGCCCACUUAACGGAGUUAACAGAGGAACAAGCAAAAUAUAUGGGCUUAAAUAAAGCAGGACCUUUCAAACCGAACUAUUACAGGUACUGAGAAACUCCUCAAUAUAUUUGUCCAAGCAAAAUCGUUGAUGCUAAAAUGAAUUGAAAUAUUCACCACAGGCAGAAAAGAGAAUUAUUUCUUAGUCUUUGUCCCAGUUAUUAAAUCUAUUGUAGUUUAUAUUAAUUGUUUAUAUAACAAAUGUAUUUUGCUCUCAAAUUAAUUUGAAAUUGGUAAUAGUGUUACAAGCAGCAUCUAGUUUUUAUCUUAGAAAUGUGUGUAAGUACAUAUAUAGUUCGGACCAACCUACUAGACACAUAGGGAGUAAUAGGAUGAAUUAGCUUUUACUUGGUCUCAGCGAACCGAGGCGGUGCUGCUGAAGCUAAGUUAGCCAAACUGCUGAAGAUGCACGAAUUUUAAUAGCAUGCAGUGAUAUGGGUAUCAGCCAACUGGUCCCAUUGAAGCCUAUGUCUAGUAGCGUGGUCCUCUCUGUAUAUUUGAUUAUUCACUGGGUGAUAAUAAUUAGUUGAAUUUAUGUAUACUUAAUUUAAUAUAGUGAAUUCGAAAAAAUAAUAUUUUUUUCUUAAUCAGAAUUAAUAGUGUAGAAAUAAU
This is a messenger RNA of Ceutorhynchus assimilis (cabbage seed weevil), 2819 nucleotides long. The record is from the annotation of a GenBank genome assembly. NCBI's taxonomy places the organism in Eukaryota, Metazoa, Arthropoda, Insecta, Coleoptera, Curculionidae.